Messenger RNA from Owenia fusiformis, 2461 nucleotides. NCBI's taxonomy places the organism in Eukaryota, Metazoa, Annelida, Polychaeta, Sabellida, Oweniidae. The record is from the annotation of a GenBank genome assembly.
CUGAAUUAUAAUGACGUCGAAUUCUAGGAACUGGUUUUGGAAACGACGGGUCAUUAGAUGGGAGUGAUAGAAUGUCAAAUAUCAUGGCCAACUCAGUGUUACUAUUAAUAGAAACUGACUGAUGACUGACCGGGAUCCCUAAUAUCUUAGGAUUUCCCAAAUUGAGAUGUAGUUGACUAUAAAGGAUCAAGCAAAGCGAUGUAUGUCAUUACUGAUCAAACUUAAGCAAACAUCAACGGUUAACAAAGCAGCUACUUAGCAGUAAACAAUAUUUGAUUUAAAAAAGACAAAGUCAAUAGCUCGAACAUAAAAUAUCACAAUUUAUAUUGCUCGCUAAGGAAAAGAUUAUUACAAAGCUAUCAAACCGAAAUAACAUUAAAAGUAAAAUUUCAAACUCAUUAAAAACAAUGGCAUUUAUUUUCGACGCUGCAUUAACUACGAUGGUGCUGGUUGCUGCCUUAUUCGCCCGAGUCUAUUCUGCGCCAGUACCGGGGAAUACACCAACAUGGAACAACCCAUGUGGAGAUGGCACAUCCCUAACGGACCCCGACACUACCGCUGAUCCAGCUUGGGCAUCUGUCGCACCCGGAGACGUAACACAUUCAGAGUACUACAACGAAGUUUCAAAAGCAGCUGGCCGAGCCAAGCGAAGCGUAGAAGACCUUCAGAAUCAAUUUGUUGUGAAAGGACGGAUCAGUACAAGACGAAUAAGCAGCAUCGCAAACAUGAAUUUGGACCACAUGCCUGUUGCCCCGGCUCUCUCCGAAGCCAAGGAGAUGGCACAUCAUGAGGAUUCAUUGAGAAGAGCAAGAACGGCCCUAUCUGAGGUCAGUGUUUUCGUGAAACACAUGAUCGAGGAAGAAGAAAACGUGUUUAUCGGACAUACCGCCUCGUCCCUUUUGGCUGAAAUGAAAUCACUCGAACAGAAAUACUUGUACGGCGGAGUAAUGUGCAAUGUUCACCACACCAUGAUUGCAACUAAAGUAAGCCACGACUUCGACUUUGCUCACGAGAGUCAAAUCAGAGACUCGAUCGUAGAUCUUUUAGGCGAGGAGGAAUACCGUAACAUGGUAAACUUCAUCAUAUUAAGAGACAUGGGGAAACUUUUCGAAUUCCAUGAACUGGAGUUUGUUGAAUUGGCAAAGAUAGCCGCUUCAUAGACAGAAGCAAAAUUCAUGCUUUCAUUCCACAAUCUCCAUGGUAAUAUGGACAAAAACAAAAUGUACAUAUAUUUAUUUUAUUUAUUUGUGUAAAGCCCAACAGUUGAUGCGGUUCUAUGGACCAAGAUUAUAAUUUAUACCAAUAGAAAAUAGACAUUUCAUUUCGACGUCCGUAUUGUACAGUGUACACAUACAAUCGGUAAUAUUUAGUAAGUAAAAUAUGACUGUCCAAAUAUGGACUUUUUAGAAAUCUAAUAGCGACACCUAUAUUGUUCAAAACCUCAUCAACGUUCAGCCGAGUGCAAGUAAUGCACCUGAAUCUAGUACUACAAUGUACUAGAGUGCGGGCUUUAAAUUACAAGUAGAUCAUAUUGGUCGAAAUAUUGUAGAAUCUCCUUGCAUGUGUCAUGUGAGGAGGAUUCAUAUAAAAUGUUUUGUAUUUAUUGUAGUCAUAAAGUAGAAGUAGAUAGUUUAUUUAGAAUAGUUAUUUAGAUAUUAUAUGAGUGAUUACGUUGAACUGAUAUCAUCACAUAUCUCACGGUAUGGUGAUUACGUCAUAAUCAGGGGAAAUUGAUAUAUGUAAGGAUUCCUGUGGUAUCAUAUGAUUCCGAGUGAUAUCACUUAGAUAUAAGUCUGUUGUAUGUUGAUCUGAUAUUCCACGAUUUAGGUUCAUAAUCAUGAACCGUAACCGCAUAUAUAUAAUAUUUAGUAAUGUGGUAGUAAUAUGACAUAUGUAAGAUAUACUGUAGUUAUUUAAUUUUAUCAACUUAUUUUUGCACAAUCACCGAAAAUGUUCUCACAAAUAUAUCCACAUAUAUUAUUUAUUUUUAUAAAAAAUGCAGUGAUAUACUUUUAAUACAUGAUAAAAUGUAUCCAUUUUUACAAAUCAGUCAUUUAUAUUAUAAUAUAUAUUGCAGUGAUAUUACCCAUGUAGAUGUAGUAUUAUAGCCUAUUGGCACCAUCGAGUGCUUGAAGUUCAUACUAUACAUGUGCAAUGUAUUAUUCAGAUAAGAUAACUUAUUUAUUUAAUAUAUAAACUAUUUUAACAUGAUACUCCUGUAUGUAUAACGUAUAAUUUAUAUAUUAAGCGGUACAUGCUGUACGUUUAUACAUAUUGAUCAGAGAUAUUGUUUGCUCAAGGAACCAAAGUGCGAAAAUGUUUAGUCACGAGUUUACAGUAAGUUGCUCAUUAUGGCUUGUUGUUAUUAUUUAAUUGUCAUACACGCACAAAUGACAUGACAUCAAACUGAUUGUACAUAUCGAUUAAAUUAUUUACUUGAAAUAAAUUAAAUUUAAAAAAU